Molecule: messenger RNA, 876 nt
Organism: Laccaria bicolor S238N-H82
Lineage: Eukaryota; Fungi; Basidiomycota; Agaricomycetes; Agaricales; Hydnangiaceae
Exons: 10
Coding region: 1-876 (291 amino acids)
Source: RefSeq, a predicted model, not a curated record
AUGCCUCUCCGAGUUGGCUACGUUAAAGAACAUUUCUCAAGCCCACUUCUCCAAUUCGCCUCUAAAGAUGGAGGGCAGACCUUUACAUUACUUGAAUGUCCAAGUGGAACGGGCCAGUUAAUUUCUAGGCUCACGAAUGACGAGAUCGACAUUGCAAUUGCUCUCACCGACCCGUUGAUUUCCGGAAUAGCGAAAGGUUCCCAAGCGUACAAGCUAGUCGGCAGCUUCGUUUCUACCCCACUGAAUUGGGCCGUGAUCACUGGAAUCAAGUCCAAGUUCCAGAAUAUCUCUGAUUUGAAGGGAACCACGCUGGGUAUUUCGCGACAUGGGAGUGGCAGCCAGACAAUGGCCUAUGUAAUGGCCUUACAGCAGGGAUGGCCGACAGACGAUCUGAAAUUUCAAGUGAACAACGACAUACGUGGACUCAUCGACUCCGUGAACGACAAUUCUACUAGUGCAUUCAUGUGGGAGUGGUUCACAACUAAACCGUUUGUCGAUGCCGGAGAAGUGCGCUUUAUUGGUUCCGUACCUACCCCAUGGCCUUCAUGGUUGAUUGCUGCCCAUCCGGAGCGUACAUCCCCAGAAGCGGUCACAGCAUUUUUGACGGAGCUUUCCACCUUUGUGCGAGCGUUUGACUCCGAAGAGAGUCGAGUACAGAAGAACGUCGACUUUAUCAAGGAGAACUUUGGGUACCCCGCAGAAGAUAUUGAAGCUUGGCUCAAGACCGUCAGCUAUCCGCAGGACUGCAGCGCCAUACCAACCAAGGUGCUCACGGACACCUUGAGUGUUUUGGAGAAAGCAGGAUUUGUAGUGGCUCCGAAAGAUGGCUUCAAUGUCGACGAUUUUGUUGACAGGAAGGUUGUGAAGCUUACUUAG